This is a messenger RNA of Aureobasidium subglaciale EXF-2481, 369 nucleotides long. RefSeq lists its product as uncharacterized. Lineage: Eukaryota; Fungi; Ascomycota; Dothideomycetes; Dothideales; Saccotheciaceae. Bases 28 to 369 code for a protein of 113 amino acids. The record is from RefSeq and is a predicted model, not a curated record. The transcript has a single exon.
CACAAACAACUCAAAAAAACACCAAUCAUGAAGGUCACUGCCAUCGCAAUGGCCACUAUGGCCGCAGUUGCCACUGCUGCACCCGUCGCUGAGCCCGCCGCUGCUCCUGAAGCUGCUUUCUCCUCAUGGGGAAAGAAGUACCACCCUAAGCUUUGGAAUGGCUGGGGCGACGACUCAGGCAUGGUCUACCGUCGAGAGGCUGAGGCCGACCCUGCUUUCUCCUUAUGGGGCAAGAAGUACAACCCCAAGCUCUGGAACGGAUGGGGUGACGACUCAGGCAUGGUCUACCGCCGUGGACCUGAAGCCACCACCACCGAGACUGCAACGACCGAGCCUACCGCCGAAGCCGAGACUGAGGCCAAGCUCUAA